Molecule: messenger RNA, 1193 nt
Organism: Pogoniulus pusillus (Red-fronted tinkerbird)
Lineage: Eukaryota; Metazoa; Chordata; Aves; Piciformes; Lybiidae
Gene: C1QL2
Product: complement C1q like 2
Exons: 3
Coding region: 65-1006 (313 amino acids)
Molecular function (GO): protein binding
Source: RefSeq, a predicted model, not a curated record
ACCCCGGCGCAUCGGGGAGUCCGGCCGCGGCUGGGCAUUCGCUCAGGAACCGUCCCGCCGCGAGAUGGAGCGGCCGGUCCCCCGCGCCACCAUUGCCUCGCACGGUAAGGAGGACCUGCGCGCCGUCGCCGCCCGGCUCUGGCAGCGGAGGAGGCGGCUGCUGGCCGCCGCCGGGCUCGCCCUGGCCAUGGCCGUCGCCCUGCUCGUCGCCGUGCCCCUGCUUCUAAUGCAGGCACCCGCCGAAAGCGGUGCCCACUACGAGAUGAUGGGCACCUGCCGCAUGAUCUGCGACCCGUACAGUGGCGGGCGACCGCCUGGUCCCGGCAGCACCGCCGCCGUGGAGGCCCUGCAGGACCUGGGCGCCAACCCCCAGCCGCCCUUCGUCCAGGGACCUAAGGGGGAGCCGGGCAGGCCGGGCAAGCCGGGCCCCCGCGGACCUCCCGGUGAGCCGGGCCCGCCGGGUCCGCGGGGCCCGCCGGGGGAGCGGGGCGACGCGGGGAAGCCGGGGCUGCCCGGGCUGGCGCUGGCGGGCGCCGGCGGCGGCGGGAGCGGCGGCGGGGCGGCGGCGGGCGGCGAGGCGGCGGGCGGGCUGAGCGCCGCCUUCAGCGGGCCGCGCAUCGCCUUCUACGUGGGGCUGAAGAGUCCCCACGAAGGCUACGAGGUCCUCAAGUUCGACGACGUGGUGACCAACUUGGGCAACCACUACGACCCGACCAGCGGCAAGUUCACCUGCCAGGUGCGCGGCAUCUACUUCUUCACCUACCACAUCCUCAUGCGCGGCGGCGACGGCACCAGCAUGUGGGCCGACCUCUGCAAGAACGGGCAGGUGCGGGCCAGUGCCAUUGCCCAGGAUGCGGACCAGAACUAUGACUACGCCAGCAACAGUGUGGUGCUGCACCUGGACUCGGGCGAUGAGGUGUAUGUCAAGCUGGAUGGAGGCAAAGCACAUGGAGGCAACAACAAUAAGUACAGCACUUUCUCUGGCUUUCUUUUAUACCCUGAUUAACAUAAACCAAGCAUCCCGAUGCAACUGGCCCUGCCACUGAUACAUGUAGGGCUGGCUGGUGUUUCUGUACCCUGUCAUGCCGCUGUUCCUGCUGGUGUCCACUGUCUCCACAGGUCACUUUAGCUUCAUUGUCAUUUUGUUGGGGUUUUUUGUUUGUUUUGUUUGGGUUUUUUUUUUUUUUUUUGUU